GGGGUCAGGGGGAGAACGAAGCUUUGAGAUGGGGCGAGGGGGAGGGGAACACGGGGUGAGGCAGCUGGUGCCUGUAAAAGGGACGUGUGAGUCAGUCCCUCCCUCAUCCCCUCUCCCCGCCCCUACCCUGUCUUGUCGGUCCGCAGCUCCGCAGGUCACAGCGGGGCACCUGGAGGAGAGGAUGCCUAGGAGCCAGCCGCCGGGAGAGGUCCAGGUCGGGACCAUCCUGAACAUGGAAAAAGCCUGCCAAGAGCCUGAGGACCAGCCACAGAGCUCGCCCAAGGCGGAGGAGGAGCGGCCUCCUGUGGAACACUCUCCCGAAAAGUCGUCUCCGGAGGAGCCGUCUUCGGAGGAGCAAUCCUCGGAGGAGGAGUUCUUUCCUGAGGAACUCCUUCCUGAGCUCCUUCCUGAGAUGCUCGUGUCCGAGGAGCGCCCUCCUCAGGAACGCCUGUCUAGGAAGGACCUUUUUGAGGAGCGCCCUCCCAUGGAGCAGCCUCCUUGCGGAGUGGGCAAACAUAAGCUAGAAGAGGGAAGCUUUAAAGAGAGGCUGGCUCGCUCCCGCCCGCAAUUUAGAGGGGACAUACACGGCAGAAAUUUAAGCAAUGAGGAGAUGAUAAAGGUAGCAGAGGAGAUGGAAGAGAUGAAGCGAGUACGAAACAAAUUGAUGAUCAUGCAUUGGAAGGCAAGGCGGAACCGUCCUUAUCCUAUUUAAUGUGUUCGGCCUUUAAUUCUGUUUUGCCUGGUAUGAGUAUUAUCACCUGACCUUUGUUUGCUUUUUCACAUAUACCUUACCCCGUCUUCCUAAUCUUAACUUUGCGUGGCUUUAUUUGAGGUGUUUUGCUUGUAACUGGCAUAAAAUUGCCCCCCCAUCUGCAAGUCCCCCUCUUUCAAUCAUAAGUCUUCUCCAUUUGCAUGGAAAAGAUGUACAUUAUAUAUUAUGAAGUGAAAAAAGCAAUUUUCAGAAAGUGUAUGUAGUAUCCCCUUUUUGUAAAAAAGUAUAUUUAUAUAUUAAUAUGAAAUGAAAAAACUGAAAGUAUAUACUUCAAAGGCUUAACAGUGGCUAUCUGUGGUAAGAUAACAGGUGACUUGUUUGUUUUUCAUUUUUGCUGCAUCUGAAUUUCUCAUUUUUUCAAGAUGAACACAUUUUACAUGUGUUGCAAAAAAAACCCAAUAUAAUAGAAAAAUUGUAAAGCAAUUUAAAAAUAAUGUCAAUCAGCUUAUAAAGAUAAUGUGGCACUUAAUAAAUACUUGACAGAACUUAAA
Messenger RNA from Lagenorhynchus albirostris (white-beaked dolphin), 1263 nucleotides. RefSeq names its product transcription elongation factor A like 1 (gene TCEAL1). The record is from RefSeq and is a predicted model, not a curated record. The coding region runs from base 29 to 712 and encodes 227 amino acids. Lineage: Eukaryota; Metazoa; Chordata; Mammalia; Artiodactyla; Delphinidae. The transcript has 2 exons.